This is a messenger RNA of Echinococcus granulosus, 1587 nucleotides long. RefSeq names its product Cytoskeletal protein. Gene Ontology annotation, cellular component: cytoskeleton. The transcript has 8 exons. The coding region runs from base 1 to 1587 and encodes 528 amino acids. Lineage: Eukaryota; Metazoa; Platyhelminthes; Cestoda; Cyclophyllidea; Taeniidae. The record is from RefSeq and is a predicted model, not a curated record.
AUGGGCGAAGACGACGACGAGUACGCGAAGGACGUCCAACUUAUAGCGGAACAAGUCUUUUGUGACUCACCUUCAUCCAAGCUAGCUGAAGGGAUAGCCGUCCAGUCUAGAUACAAAGUUCGCCCAUCUAUUAUGGUCAAGAAGUUCUUAGCGAGCUGGUCAGACACUGAAGCCAAUCCACUCUUUUUGUUACCGAAUGAAGAUUUCAAUGACAUUUACAACGCCCUUUUCGAGGCCGCAGGUAUACCUAUGAAGAACCUGGAUGACCUCUCCACGCAGCUUACUCAUGUUACUGACGUGACAGGAGAAAUUUGCAAGCUACUGAUUAAUGACAUAUCCCCACACGACGCCUUGACUGCCUUUUUGAGAGUCGCUACGAGGAUGGACACUUAUGGCAUUGAACCGUUUGACGCAAAGGAUCAACGUGGGAACGGCAUAGCUGUUGGUUUCAAUUUCAAAGGUCUUUCUGUCUUCAAAAGUAGUCAGCAAGUUAACUUCUUCCGCUGGGAAUCGAUGCUGAGCUACGAAUGCGAGAAGAAGACCGUCGUUAUUACCAUUAAAACGCGUGAUGUUAAAAAGAAGAUUGGAUUUAAGUGUGACUCCAGAGCGAACGCAAUGCAGCUUUAUCGACGGCUCAGAGAAGCCUCGCGAUUUUACCGAUCAACAGACUCCGAAGCCUCCGAUUUCUCGGUCAAUAGCAGUCAGACGUGCCAAAUAAAGCGAAUUUCCUCCUUUAGUCGGCCACAACGAUUUUUUACUCUCUCCCCACCACGAGCGUCGAGAAAAAUGAUUCAGCUGCAAGUUUCCUCCACGGAGGCUGUUACACCCACCAAUAAGCCCAAUUUCCCCUUAAAUUGCUCUCCCGACGUCCCUACCAUCUUGCUCCAUCCACCCGACCCUGAUGAGGGACCAAACACCCCUACUUUUGACCCUGACGUCUCUAUCACCAAGCCAGUCGGGGGCGCCGUGACUAGCCUUCCCAAGGCGGUGCAGCCGGUCAUAUCGAAAUGCACGGCUGAAGAGGAGACCGUAAACUUGCACGAGGAAGAACCAGAGUUUCUGAAUGAAAACAAUGAUGAGAAAGAAGAGGGGAGGAAGAGAGAUCCUACUAAGGUGGGGCAGGAAGGGGGUGGCGAUCGAGAUAUAGAUAAAGGUGAGGAGAUGGAGGAAGGAAAUGAUAAAAAAAAUGAAGAUAGAAUUGGAGACCAAUGCAAAGAAAACGCGAUAAAUGUGAAAGGGAAGGCAGAGGAAGAGGAGGAGGAGGGGAAUGAAUUGUUACCGGCGGAAGUGAGUUAUACACCUAACUCGAACUCGCAGGAGAGUCUCCUCAACGUGGCCUCACCUUUUGGUGACGCGGCAAAGAUGUCAUUUUUCACCAACCUCGAAUCUAAACGCUUAGGUCUGGGCAUACUUGACUUGAAAUUAUCAAACUCUAUGACUUCAAUCACGAUCCCACCCACUGGAAGUGUGUCAUCGGCCUCCCAAUACCCCAUCAACAUCAUCAAGGCGGCUCGCUCGCUUGCUGCAUGUGUCAGUGCCGCCUUCUCAUACAAAGAUGCUUUCUGUGGUGGUUUUUUUCUAGUCUAG